GCUUCUCCAAAACCUCCGACUCCAAAACCCUUCUCUUUCUCAUCUCCUUAACCAGACAACAAUGGAGGACGAUAAACCCGAACAAGACCAAGAGCUCGACCAAGAUCACACUGACUCAUUCAACGAUGCCUCCGACAUUUGCCAACAACUCAUGGACCGUUACGCAAAGUCCACGGCCGCACAGCAUCGCCACCUCCUCGCUACAGCCGCCGCCAUGCGUUCCAUUCUCACCGCCGAAUCUCUUCCACUCACUUCUCCGGCUUACUUUGCCGCUGUCAUUACUGCUAUUGAUGACGCUUCCUCUGCUUCCUCACAGUCCUUGGACCCCACCGCUGUAGCUGCGCUUCUAGCUUUUCUCGCGAUUGUUCUCCCGCUUGUGCCGUCACAGGGGAUUGAGGCUGAGAAGGCGAGGGAAGCCGUGGAGGUGUUGGUUAGGCUCCUUGGGAGGGAGAAGGAAGGGCUUGGUGUGGCCACUGUGAGGGCUGGAGUUAAGUGCUUGGGGGCUUUGGUGGGUUUUUGUAAUUUGGAGGAUUGGGUUUCUGUGAAAUUGGGAUUUGAAACGUUGCUUAAAUUCUCCGUUGACAAACGCCCUAAGGUACGAAGAUGUUCGCAAGAAUGUCUUGAGAAGGUUUUUAAGUCAAUACAUAGCUCCACUGUUAUCAAGGAAGCGAGCAAAUUGGUGAUGUCUAUGCUAAAAUCUUACAUGCCUUUGGCGGUUGAAUUAAGUAACUUAAGGGGCUCUGAUGGAUCUAAAGAUGAUCUGUUGUCAGAACCUAAAAAUGUGGAGGUUCUCCACAUGCUAAAUAUGUUGAAGCUUAUUGUACCUUUUCUUUCCAUGAAAACAAGGUCAAAAGUUCUUUCUGAUGUAGAGAAACUCAUGAAAUGUCAGUUCUCACUGCUCACAAGGCACAUUCUUAAAACCAUUGAAACAUGUUUUGACACUGUAAAAGCUGAUGUUAUUGCACCUAGCACUGAGGAUGUUGUGGUUUCUCUUUCAUCAUAUAUCUCUUUAGGAGAGAAGAAUCCUGCGGAUACCGUUAAGUCUGCUGUAACCUUGUUGAAACGUUCUCUCGACAUACUUCGUACUGGAGAAGCAAGCUCAUAUAUUAAGUGUCUUUCGCUAGUUUGUGAAUCUGUUGCAGCACUUCUGAAUUCUGAAGAUUCAAUUGCAUCACAUGCUGCACUCAUAUUGAAAGAGGUAAUAAGUCAUCUUGUGGACCAAACAAGUCAGUUGGUUGAUGAUACUCAAUCAUUUCAAGAUGAUGGAAACGAGAACAUUGAAGCAGCUGCAAUAAAAUCCACUUGUGCUAUCUUGGAAAGUUCUCUUAUGACUUGUGAGGAACAACCUAAUGAGCAUAUUUUGGCUGUUAUAUCUGCAUUGUUCCUUAAACUUGGAGGGAUCUCAUGUAACUAUAUGAAAAAUAUUCUGCUCAAACUCGCUGACAUGAUGACCCUUGCUAGUGGGGGUAAAUUCAACACUGUUCAUAUUCAGAGCUGUAUUGGAUCUGCUGUAAUUGCUAUGGGACCUGAGAAAAUAUUAUCAUAUGUGCCUAUAUCCGUUAACACUGAUGAUUUCACCUGUUCAAAUGUUUGGUUGGUGCCCAUUCUGAAAAAAUAUAUUGUUGGAGCGUCAUUGGAGUAUUACAUAGAUCGUGUCAUUCCUCUUGCAAAAUCCUUUCAGCAAGCCAGUCGUAAAGCUGAAGACACAACAAUUGGUCAGAAUUUACAAUCUCGUGCUUAUGACCUGUGGGGAUUGCUCCCUUCUUUUUGUCAGCAUCCAACUGAUUUUUGCCAAAAUGUUGGACCUCUGGCUCAAGUUUUAAUUAAGUUUCUCAAAAAGAAUUCGCAUAUGCAUGAAAACGUUGCUGUUGCAUUACAGGUUAUAGUUAAUCAGAACAAAAAUGCACUCAGCCAAAAAGUUGAAGCUGAUGUGUCAGAGUCAUGUGUGUCAUUAGAAUCUGUUUCAAAGCUCAGCUGUCCACCAACUUAUUCAAAGAAAGUUGCAACAAAAAAUUUGAAGACUUUAGCAUCAUAUUCCAACAAGUUGGUUCGGGCUUUAACAGACCAGUUUCUUGAGUCACCUCCUGAGAAGCGUUCAUUUUUGAAGGACGCUAUUGGAUGCUUGACCUCUAUUACUGAUCCUUCUGUAACCAAAAAGAUUUUCAAGUCAUUCCUUGAGCAGUUUGGGUUCAUUGAUGAAAGUGGCGAGUUUGGAAAACCAGUGUCGGAGAAUGAAAGCAAACUGGCUGACAAAGAACCAGGGAAUACAAACGCCAUGGAGAAAGAUGCUCAAAGAUGUUUUAUUCUAGAGCUUGCAUCUUGUUUUGUUGAAGGAGCCCAAGAGGACCUUAUUGAUUUAAUCUAUAACUUUAUUAAGAGCAGCUUUCAGGUCAUCAGUGACAUUGGUCAUCAUCAAGCCUAUCACACUCUGAGCAGAAUUUUGCGGGAGCAUGCUUGGUUUUGUUCAUCUCGAUUUUCUGAGCUGAUUGAUUUCUUACUAGGCUUUAAAUCUCCAACUGAUGUUGCUACUCUAAGGAGUCGCUUUGCUUGUUUUCAUCCUUUAAUGGUUUACACAUUGAAGGUAGACUCGGAGGAAGAAAAUGCAAAGGCUUUUCUCAUUGUCAAUGAGAUUAUAAUUACACUAAAGGAUGCCAAGGAAGAAGAUGUAAGGAAAGCAGGCUAUGAUGUACUACUUGAGAUAGGUUCCACCUUGAGAGACAUGGCAUCUCUCUCUUCUGAAUCUUCUGAUACGCCUUACCAGAAACUAAUUAACAUGGUAAUGGGCUAUCUUUCCGGUACAUCUCCGCAUGUAAAGAGUGGAGCUGUGUCGGUGCUAUCAAUGCUGAUAUACAAGGAUACGGAUAUUUACCGUUCAAUGCCAGAUCUUAUCCCCUCUAUUUUAACUUUGCUGCAGGGAAAAUCUGUCGAAGUUGUAAAAGCUGUUCUGGGUUUUGUGAAAGUAUUGGUUUCUUGCUUAGAGGGUAGGGAUUUGCAGCAUCUUCUUCCUGAUAUUCUCAAAGAAAUUCUACUAUGGUCUGCUGUUUCAAGAAACCAUUUCAGAUCGAAGGUUACUGUCAUAAUAGAGAUUAUGAUCCGGAAGUGUGGGUUUAAUUCAGUUACAUCAGCUGCUCCGGAUAGAUAUAGACGCUUUCUGAAGAAUGUAAUGGAGAAUCGCCAUGCCAAGACAAAUCCCAAAGAUGAUGCCGAACCCAUCACUGAUAAAGAAACACAACAUUCUACCAAGAGGCAUGAGAAGAAGGGUCAGAACGAGUUGGAUACAGAACCUAGGAACCAAUCGGCACAUGGAAAGAGAAGGGAAAAUAAAGAUGGCCCUAGCACGAAUGGAAAAUCAAUGAGAGGUCGAUUUGAUAGAAGUAAUAAAUUUAGUAAAGGAAAAUUUGAUCAGAAGAGAAAAUUCGAUCAAGGGCGGCCUCCAAGUGGUCAGAAGAGAAAGUUUGAUCAAGGGCCUCAAAGUGGUCAAAAGAGAAAAUUUGAUCAAGGAACACAAAGAGGUCAGAAGAGAAAAUUUGAAGGGCCUCCAAGUGGCCAAAAGAGAAAUACGAACAUGGGAAAGAAUGGAGGUUUUAAAAAAGCCUCUCCUGGUUCCAUGGCCAAACGCGGUAAGUUUGUGAAAAAUGGAGAUAGAAAAGAAGUAUAGAAGAGUUUUAUACAAAAAGCGACAUUGUUUGUUUGGCAAGCUAAUCCUGGUUCGUUCUGUUAUGAUCUCGACUGAUCGGUAAGUAAGACUUGUGUUUCUGCUCAAUAUUUUUAUUAGCAAAAAGAGUGGAGCAUAGAUUAGAGGAGUUGAUAAAGUUGGUUGUUGCAGGAGUCAUAAUCUACUUCACCAUUUGUGUAUGGAGGAGGAGCUUAUGAAGCAAGUUACUUAGUCCUGUUCAUUGUUAACAUAUCAGCUAGGAAUGGCUAUUAAGGCCAAAUGCAAAUUUUGACCCCAUUUAGAGCCUGUUUUUGUAUUUUAUUUUUUAUUGGCAUUGUAAUCCUUUUUAAUGUGGCACGGUUUUUAGUGGAAAUUUUGAUUAAAAUCCAGAAAAAAAAAACUAUAUAUUUUCUAAAUAAGUGUUAGAUUAUCUAUACUGAAAAUAAACAGUAUUAAUAAUGGUAUAUUUGGCAAUUGGCAUAGAUUCAUAUUUAUUUUUUGACAAAAA
Molecule: messenger RNA, 4163 nt
Organism: Cannabis sativa
Lineage: Eukaryota; Viridiplantae; Streptophyta; Magnoliopsida; Rosales; Cannabaceae
Exons: 18
Coding region: 62-3658 (1198 amino acids)
Source: RefSeq, a predicted model, not a curated record